AUGGAAGAGUAUGUAGAUGAAGAUGAAAUAGGAGAUAUGAUACUGCUUGGAGAGUUUAACAGAUCACUGAAAGACCUGAGUCGAAACAGGACCCCAGGAGUAGACAACAUUCCAUUGGAACUACUGACAGCCUUGGGAAAGCCAGGCCUAACAAAACUCUACCAUCUAGUGAGCAAGAUGUAUGAGACAGGAGAAAUCCCCUCAGACGUCAAGAAGAAUAUAAUAAUUCCAAUCCCAAGGAAAUCAGGUGUUGACAGAUGUGAAAAUUACCGAAAUAUCAGUUUAAUAAGCUACGGCUGCAAAAUACUGACAGGAAUUCUCAACAGACGAAUGGAAAAACUGGUAGAAGCCGACCUCGUGGGAGAUCAGUUUGGAUUCCGUAGAAAUUUUGGAACACAUGUGGCAAUACUGACCCUAUGA
Molecule: messenger RNA, 420 nt
Organism: Schistocerca cancellata (South American locust)
Lineage: Eukaryota; Metazoa; Arthropoda; Insecta; Orthoptera; Acrididae
Exons: 1
Coding region: 1-420 (139 amino acids)
Source: RefSeq, a predicted model, not a curated record